Molecule: messenger RNA, 1092 nt
Organism: [Torrubiella] hemipterigena
Lineage: Eukaryota; Fungi; Ascomycota; Sordariomycetes; Hypocreales; Clavicipitaceae
Source: the annotation of a GenBank genome assembly
AUGACUCUUUCCAAAAAGCUCGUCGUCGCUGUUGUCUACGAGAACCAGGAUGACUACCUUCAGCAGGGAUAUACCAAGGCGCAGGUUAUGGAUCUAGCACAUCCAUGCGAAGUUGAUCCUGUGGUAGAUGCAUUGGUUAAACUGGGACACACUGUCGAGCGCGUUCCCGGCAUCCAGCAUUUGGUUCGUGCGCUGGCCAAGCACGAGGGCCGCAAAUGGGAUCUCGUCUUCAACAUGUCCGAGGGCUUCUUUGGAUCUAGCCGCGAGGCACAAGUACCGGGUUUACUAGAAGCGUACCAAAUUCUGUUUACGUUUGGCAGCGCUGCCACCAUGGCUACCUGUUUGAACAAGGUGGACACUAAGAUCAUCCUGCAACACCACAACAUACCAACAGCGCCAUUUGUGCGCAUCCAAGGCCAUGAGUCUACUGAUUCACUAGAUUUGAAUCACAUUCGGUCUCAAUUACCGACAUAUCCCGUCUUUGUGAAGCCCUCAAUGGAAGGCACAUGUAUGGGCAUUGACAGCGCCAGCCGAGCAUCCAACGAGGACGAGCUGCGGCGCAAGAUUGAAACUCUGCAGACGCAGCACCCCGGACAAGAUAUUCUUGUAGAAUCAUUUCUGGCCGGCCGCGACAUUACUGUUAGUCUGGUCGGCACCGGCGCCAACACGCGGGUUCUGGGGGCGCUCGAAUGGCUAUGGGAGAAGAAGGGCGACGGCUUUGAGUUCCACACAGGCUAUACUAAAGGGUGCUUCAUAUUAUCAGAAUUUGAGAAGCAACCAGACAAUCUACAAGGCAGCGCUGUAUACCGGGUCAUUAGCGAGGAAGGGAUGAAAGAUCCACAGGUGCAAGCGGCGUGCAAGACGGCUGUGGCGACAUGGAAGCUCUUCAACUGCCGCGACGCAGGACGAGUUGAUUUACGUUUCGACAAGAAUGGGCCAGACGGCGUGCCCAACGUUUUAGAGGUAAAUCCUAUUGCUGGGUUGGAAAAGGACGAGUCGCUAUUACCAAUGACGGCUAAGCUGGGAGGCCUGGAGUUUACGGGCCUUAUUGAUGAGAUUGUCCGUAGCGCUCUGCUACGACGAAAGGCAUAA